Molecule: messenger RNA, 1326 nt
Organism: Rasamsonia emersonii CBS 393.64
Lineage: Eukaryota; Fungi; Ascomycota; Eurotiomycetes; Eurotiales; Trichocomaceae
Product: Prolyl aminopeptidase
Exons: 8
Coding region: 1-1326 (441 amino acids)
Biological process (GO): proteolysis
Molecular function (GO): peptidase activity
Source: RefSeq, a predicted model, not a curated record
AUGGCAACCGCAAAGCUGAUCAGUAGGCUCUUUCACAACAUUCCUGGUAAAUUCCGUGUCGCGGAACUCUUCUUCGAUGUCCCUCUCAAUUAUAGUAGGCCAAACGAUGGGUCCAUCCGCCUGUUCGCGCGGAGCGUCCGUCGUCUGGUCACGUAUCCCGACCAGGAAAGAGACGAGAGGUAUAUUCCAUGGCUCGUGUAUUUGCAAGGCGGGCCUGGGUUUGGAUGUUCUCCCCCACAGGACUAUGCUUGGGUUGGGACGGUGCUCGAUAAGGGAUAUCAGAUUCUCUUCCUCGACCAACGCGGCACAGGUCUCAGCUCCACCAUCACCGCCGAAACACUCGCUCUUCAAGGCAACGUUGCCAGACAGGCAGAGUACCUCAAACAUUUCCGCGCGGACAACAUCGUCAGAGACUGUGAAGCCGUCCGCAAGUGCCUGACGGCCGACUAUCCCGAGGAAAACCAGAAAUGGAGCGUUCUCGGGCAGAGUUUCGGCGGGUUUUGCGCCGUGACCUACCUUUCGAAAUUCCCCGAGGGAUUGAGAGAAGUGUUUACGACCGGUGGACUUCCACCACUGGUGAAUGGGCCGGAACCAGUAUAUAAACGGACCUACGAAAAGGUCGCGCAACGGAACGAGGCAUAUUACAGGAAAUACCCCGAAGAUGCGGACAGAGUCAAGAGGAUCUACAAAUAUCUGAGUGAGAACAAGGUUGCUUUACCAUCGGGCACCCUCACGCCAGCGCGCUUCCAGCAGCUGGGCAUCAUGUUCGGCGCUCAUGAUAUCGUCCUCCGCGCUACCAAUGAUCUUGACCUCUUCGGCUUCCUGACUCAUCCAACCUUGUCUAUCAUCGACAGCCACGGAGGUUUCGACAAUAACGUCAUCUACGCCAUUCUGCACGAAGUGAUCUAUUGCCAGGGACAAGCGUCAUUAUGGGCUGCUGACAGGCUGCGUGCGACUGACUCGCGCUUCCAAAUUGACAGCAAUGAGCCCCAGAUUUACUUCACUGGCGAGAUGAUAUUCAGGGAUAUGUUCGAGUCGUACCACGAACUCAGCCAGCUCAGGUUAGUGGCCGACAUCAUCGCAUCUUAUGACGAUUGGCCUGCUCUGUAUGAUGAAGAACAGCUGGCAAGGAACGAGGUCCCCGUAUAUUCGGCCACGUAUGUGGACGACAUGUACGUCCAUUUCGAUCUGGCGACUGCCACAGCCACCAAGAUCAAGGGUCUCAAGCAGUUCAUCACGAACGCGAUGUAUCAUGAUGCGUUGCGCACCAAGACUGACGAGCUGAUCCGUCAGCUGUUUGCCCUCAAGGAAGACUCGAUCGAUUAG